Messenger RNA from Sycon ciliatum, 2160 nucleotides. RefSeq lists its product as uncharacterized. The transcript has a single exon. The record is from RefSeq and is a predicted model, not a curated record. Lineage: Eukaryota; Metazoa; Porifera; Calcarea; Leucosolenida; Sycettidae. Bases 255 to 1283 code for a protein of 342 amino acids.
UUCCGUAGUGAAACCUCUCUCUUUCUCCGCCUAAUGUUUACAUCAUUCGAUUCUCUACAUCAAAUGCACGCAGCACAUGUGCACGCGAUCGAUCGUCUUUACCAAAUAAUUUUCAAUAACCUCUGGACACAUUGGCCAACUCUCUCUCUCUCUCUCUCGAUUGAAGGCAAGCGCCGGCUGGCGAAUACGGCAGUGACCAAGUCCUUGCAGCUGCUCAGAUUUCAAUAGCGUGGAUCAGAAUCGUGUACCGCAGAAUGUUCGGCUACGUUCUCCUUGGAGCGGCACUGUGCCUAGUCUACUGGAUGCGAGAUAUGUUGCUUGACAUUCUCGUUUUGGUGAAAAUCGCCCUUGGCGGCACCACUUCGAUACGUAGAAUAUCCGCCAAAUCCCGCCUGCUGAUGUAUGUGCUGGAGACGGCGUUCUUGGACUCCACGUCUCUGGUAGAGGUGGAGGCGCUGCUGCGCUCUGCAAUGACGACCGAUCCGGGCGUGGACAUUGCCGCAAUCCAAGACACACUGCUCUCGUACAAAUCAAUAGUCUUGUAUCGCGAUAGGAUUGAUGGCUCACUACGCGGCAUGGCGGUGCUGGAUGAAAUGCCGCGAGAAUUUCGCGGCCAGGACAUAGUGCAAAUGCGCUCGGGACUCUGGGUAGUGCAACGCGAAUACAGAGGUGGCGUGCUUCCAUACAUAUUCUAUUUAUCGCGCUUUCUUGCGGCAUUUAUACGACAUCCUGGUAAGCCCAUCUAUUUCUUGGUCAAGUUGUUCAGCUACAAGACGUACCUGGUUGCGAUGCGCAGUUCCAGCGAGGCGUAUCCACGCUAUGAUCAGGAGACGCCAGCCUUCGAACAAGCCCUCAUGGACGAGUAUGGGUACGCGAGCGAGACGCCGCAGCGUCAGUAUAACGACAAAACUGGCGUUCUGGAAUCUACGGCAGUCAGGCUGGAAGAACACGCGGCGCCGAUCACUGAUGAUGAGCUUUGCGAUCCCCACAUUGCUUACUUUGCGGAUAAGAACCCCAAGUGGAGCGAAGGGCAUUGCCUGGUGACUGUGCUAAAGAUAACACCAAAUUCACUAUUAAGGAUCCUGUGGAGAAUUGUUCAGCGGAAAACAAGCGUCCCUAAGAAGAGACGCAUGAAUCAACAUGUGCCGCGUAACCUCAAACUUUUGAAGAUGAUAUCCGUGACGGAUUUCCUUGGCAAAUCCUCGCAGGAUGUAGGUGACGUCCCCGAAAGUAAAGGAGUGUCGACCGUCGGCGACGAAGCAUUGUUCGAUAAGUACCUGUAGGUCCAUUACAUCGUGGAGUGACAGCGGCUGCCGCGUGCUGGUCUUGGCUGCCACUGUUCAUGUGUAUUUGUAGCUGGUAGCAUCCAGGAUGCUCGUCGACAAGUCAGAGAGCCUCAGGAGAGCGGAGUAUCUACCAUUUACUGAGCUGUCUGAGCGAGUGCCGUGUCAUGCUAAGGCCGCUUGCCUCACUUACAUGUACAUGUACGUAGUUGCACUGUGCCAGUAAACGAGCACCCUCUGCAGAAUGAUUGCUUUCGCCGUUGCAAAUUAUACACAAUUCGUUUUCGUUGCAUCCAAGGCCAGACUAGUGUGCUUCUUCGGGACCUCUUUUUACUCCGUUCUUCAGCAGCUAACGAUGCCGAACCCGCCUUCACUCCUCCAGUGGCCUUAUUCUAUCCCAAUUUUAUUCAAGCUACGGUCUGUUUUCUCUGACGGACGGAUAUGGAAUAGUCCUCCUUCUGAUAGCUGCACUACUGCAUCCCCAAUCCUAUUUUAAACAUGCAUUACUUUUGAAAUUCUUAGGUACCCUGAAAGAAGACCUUGAGUCUAUGGGGACUGCCCUAUAAACAUAGGAAUAUAAUUAUAAACUUGUUGUUGAAUAUUAUUAUAAACUCGUUGUUGUCUGGCCAUGUCUACAUUUAUUAUAUUCUUUAUUGCACUUAUAAAAUUACUUUCUCCACGCCGACUCUUCGAAUAUCAUUAUGAUAACAAUAACCCGUGAGCGAACCUGGUGGAGUUGGAUCUAAACCCAUUUUCAAGUUUUGCUCUCUCUCCGGCCACUGGGAUCUCAACCAGUGUGUGACUGUCUGCUUGGUCAUGUGACUGGUAUACUGAGGUUCCAGUAGUACACGCACUGUAUGUGCAUGUGCUUAUGAUG